This is a messenger RNA of Gallus gallus (chicken), 4064 nucleotides long. RefSeq names its product PHD finger protein 7-like. The transcript has 9 exons. Gene Ontology annotation, cellular component: nucleus. NCBI's taxonomy places the organism in Eukaryota, Metazoa, Chordata, Aves, Galliformes, Phasianidae. The record is from RefSeq and is a predicted model, not a curated record. The coding region runs from base 1105 to 2745 and encodes 546 amino acids.
AUGGAAGUUUUUUGUUUGUUUGUUUGUUUGUUUGUUUGUUUUGCUGAUUUCAUUGUAGCAUAUGUGAUUCUAGGUUUUUCUUUUCCCUUCUAUUUAACUUUUUAUUGCAUUAGAUUUGGCAAGAAAAACAUUUUCUUCUUUCUUGUGUAUAAGAUUAAGGGGAAAUGAAAGAACUGGAUCCCUGUUAAGCUAAAAUGCCUUUAAAUAACUGUAACAUAAAGGAGGAAUAUGAGUGAGGCUGGCAGAUGCUUUUAGACCUUCACUGCAAAGAUAUAAAGAAAAUGAAUGGAGGAGUUGAGAAAUAAAUGCUCCAAAAUUGUUGGGCAAAUCAGAUGACAUGAAACCUCACAUAUAAAAAGUACUAUUCUGACCUGUUAACUGAAAUAUGCUAUUAACUUAAGCCCAUUAGAGAGUAAUUUUCUGAGGGCUAAAUAACUACUGACUGCACAUACGAGCUCUCUUGAUUUGAUAACCACUGACAUGAGAUCAUGGAAAGUUACAAAAAAUAGUACAGAUCUUCCUUCUUACUACACAAAAGUAACUUCCCGGCUGAAAGGGUGCUUGAGCGGUAUGUGGUGAGAGGGUACAUCGUGUCCAGAACAGUCUUUGAACAUCUUUAAAUUUCACUACGUUGCCUCAUGAGAUAUAUGGGGGCAAAAAGAGCAGAGUGCUGUGGUAAUCCGUGCUGUGCUUAGAGAAUCCUUGAGCUGCAAUGAAUAUGUUGGAAUAAAUACUCCUCAAACUGGACUUUUCAUAGGAAAGAAAUUGUUAUCAUUCUCAACAGACUGAAUGUGAACAAUUAUAUAUGAGAGGUAUAAAUGAAUCACAAAGGGAGGUACGAUAUUCUUUUGGCCGUGGAGGAAGAGUGGCGAUAACUGUAAGUCUAAAUGUCCUUGAAUUCCUAACUGAACAUUCUAAAAACCAUGGACACUGAUCUUCUAACUAUUUGGUCAAAAGGGCAUUCAGUUUAAAGAGAUUGUAAGAACAUUUUCUGGAACUGCAAAAUACAGAAAUGCUGGCUGUGCUGUCGACCCGCAGACCUUUACUAGACUCUCUGCUGUGACGCCCCGGCACAAGCGCGGUGCGAAAGGCCUGAGGGAGGCCAUGCUUGCUCCCUGCUGGUGCAAGCACCCUGCUGAUGCAAGCACCCUGCUGAUGCAAGCACCGGGCCCAACGCUCUGUGCUGCCCACAGGAGCUGCUGCCCUCUUGUGUGGGUGCCACGCCCUCAGCCCUGUGAGGUGGUGGCCGUGAUGUCACAGUGGUGUCAGGGAGCGGCCAUUGUGACACGCGGGGCUGGGAGCAGAGCAAAGGCUGCUGGGCUGGGGCCGUGCUCAGUGCGGCCUGGUGAGGCGUGGAGAGAGCAGCGACUCUCUUGUUUCUCGCCAUCGAUGCCGAACAUGUCUGGAAGGAAGAAGGAGGCCCCCAAGUCUGGGAAGCCAGUGUGCAUGCUGUGCCGCAGGGCACGGGUCGACCCGGACAUCUGCGGGCAGACAUCUGCCGAUGGUGGGCUCUGUGCCCACCGCUUCUGCUUGUUCUUUGCCAACGGCCUUUUGAAAUGGAAACGCCCUACGGGGGGAAUUUUUGGCUUCCCCCCGGAUGCCAUCCAGCACACAAUCCAGCUGGCAGACCAGAAGCGCUGCUUUGUCUGUCGUGGGAAGGGAGCUGCCAUCAGCUGCGCAGAGACAGGCUGUGAGCGCAGCUUCCAUCUGCCCUGCGCCGAGAAGGGGGAAUGCGUCACGCAGUACUUUGGGCAGCACAGGUCCUUCUGCUGUGAGCAUCGCCCUCGGCAGGCAGCGGAGGCAGCUCCAUCUCACAACACUCUCUGCGUCAUCUGCCUGGAGCCCGUGGGGGACAGCACGUCCUACCACACCAUGGUGUGCCCGACGUGCAAACAGGCCUGGUUCCACCGGGGCUGCAUCAGGAAACAGGCCAUGCAUGCUGCCACCAUGCUCUUCGUCUGCCCUGUCUGCAGAGGAAAAGCGCGAUUCCGUGCCAAAAUGGCUAAGCUGGGGAUCCAAAUUCCAGUCAGACGACCAUCUUGGUGGGAUGAUGAAGCGUACCAGGCGCUGCGAGAAAGGCACAGGCGCUGUGACGUCAGCAUCUGCUAUUACCGAAGAGGCAGGGAGGAGGCAGAGGAACAGGGGCUCUGGCAGCUGCUCCUCUGCCGCUCCUGUGCCGCAAAUGGCACGCACUGGUACUGCUCCUACUGGUACAGCAGAGGAGGCACCUGGGAGUGCGAUACCUGUGCUGGUGAGGCCAUUGCGUCCCGCCGCAACUACGACCUCGGCAUCCCCAGCACUUCCAGCCAGAUGGCACCGGGGCCAUCCCCGGCAGCUGCACCCAGAAAGCAUCCCAGGCAGCGGGGGACUGGCCGCACAAGAAGCCGUUCCCCAUUGCAAGGUCGGGCCUCAGGCUCCCAGAGUCGGCCCCGAAGAUGCCGUGGCACCAGCCGUACAACAGCCCGAGGUGCUCAGAGCAGCACUCGCACCUCGGCCAGACCAGCACCACCGAGGUCCUCGAGGGCUUCCCCUCUGCCUGCACGCAGGAGGCAAUCCAGGCAGCGAGGGCGGGCCCACACUCGAAGCCGAUCCCCAGUGGGGCGUCGCGCUUCGACUUCCCGCAGCCGGCCCCGAGGAGGCCGUGGGAGCCGGUCCAGGCAGCGGGGACCGGCCCGGGCACCAAGCCGCUCCCGUGCCCAACAUCGCAGAAGACGUCCCCGCAGCCGGUCCCAAAGGCGGCGCUGAAGCAGCCACCCUGUUCCAUCCCCACGUGACGGUUGUGCUUCCAAGCGGCAAAGAAAAUAAACCGUGAAGAGAGUCCACACAUAUUGGCUUCAUUCUUCAGUGGACCAGCCCGGGCACAAAGCCUCUCUCAGGUGCAGCAACAGAGAAGACGUCCCCAUAGCCACCAGCAUCAGAGAAGACGUCCCCACAGCCAGUCCCAAAGACGGUGCAGAAGCGGCCGUGUCCCAUCCCCACGUGAUGGCUGUGGUUCCAAGCAGCUAAGAAAAUAAACCUUCAACAUACUCCACAUGUGUUGGCUUCAUUCUUCUCUGCUUGUCCUGCGGUGGGCACUGUUAGGGGCUGAGACCGCAGCGUUGUCUUCUCCCCAGCACCUUCCCAGGUGGAGUUAUCUUUAGAUUUAUCUGUGCCUGUGACAGAGGGCUGCGAGCCCACAGGCCCACCAGUCCGAACAAAAGGGGCUACAGAGGGGUGCCAACAGUUUACAGCCCAGUUCAGCCAGCUGCUGUGAUAUAACGGGGGCAGGGACCCACAGACACCCACACCCCGGGAAAGGGGAAAGGAGAAAACUGGGGAAGGGCACGGAGACGGGAGACAGGCCUGAAACCAAAACAGUGGCAAUGAUGUGAGGAGGAAAGACGGUUUCCCAGAUCAUAGAAUCACAGAAUCAUAGAAUCACAAGGUUGGAAGGGACCUGCAAGAUCAGCUAGUCCAAUCGUCCUCCCAUUACCCUUGCUACCACAAGCCACUAAACCAUAUCUCGUAGCUCCUCCUCCAGGAUGAGGACAGGAGAACAGACUGAAACAGAAAAGGACACAGCUAAGAUGUUAGCAGAAAUACAGGAGUGCUGUAGAAACGCUUACUUACUGAGCAUCUGUCAGCAGUGUCAGUGAUUUUCCCUUGGCCAUGUGCCAAACACUUAAAAUUUUCUUCAUUCCUACACUACUUGCCAUGUAAACUGAGGUCAUAUGCUAGUUUCUAUGGCGCUAUUCUGUGUUCAUUUCACUCCUCUUGCUAUCGAUCCUUGAAAUAAUGCUCUAGGUGUGGGUGAGAGGAGUGGGUUACAUCCCACUGUUCCAACGGAACAAGUGCAAGACCUCCUCAUGAAGCUGAAUGCAUGAAAGUGAGCCCGUGGGGCCAGAUGAUAUCCAUCCUAGGGCUCUGAGAGAGAGGGCUGAUGUGGUUGCCGAGCCGCCCUCCAUCGUCUUGGACAAACCAUGGCUGUUGGGUGAAAUCCCCAAUGACUGGAAAAAGGGAGACGUUACUCCCAUUUUUAAGAAAGGGAGAAAGGAUGACUCAGGGAACUACGGGCUGGUGAGCCU